GUAGUUAGUAUCGUCGCGGUCGUGCUCCGAGUAGCAAGUGUUUUUGUUUUCCGUUCAUAAUUUUCUUCCUCCUCCUGGAAGAGGUGCACUCCACCAACCAGCAUUCCAGCAUCUCGACCGUUGUGGCUUGUGUUUUGUGACUAGCACCACCAGCAGACGGGAAAAAGUUUCGUUCGUACGGUCGAGAAUGUAAACUGCGGUGAUUCAUUUCGGUUCAAAUUUUCCAGCCCAGUGUGUCUGACUCUGACUGAGAAUGGUGAAUUUGGCGCUGGUGCAUAAUUGAGUUUUCCUCCCGGAGCUGGAGCUGAGACAUGUGUGUGGAAGCUGGAUUAUAAAUCGGAAAUUGGUGUUCGACGGGUGACAGAAUUUCGAUCCAAAUUUUUUUUUUUCGAGUGUGUUACUGAGAAGUUUUCCAGUGAAUGCGGACAGAGCAAGCAGGGGCGGUAGCGGUAGCGACGGCUGUAAUGGUGGUGACCCGAGGUGGUAUGUAGUACUACGAUGUGACAACGACGACCGAUUUCGGUAUCGGCAUUUCGGGUGUUGUGUUGCGCGCGCGGGUGUCAUUGUGUCCGUGUUUGCGGAAGCGAACGAGCGAAACGCCAGAAAGGAUACUCUGGCCGAGAAGGAAGCCAGGAGAGCCGCCGGGAUCGAAUCUGGCUGGUUUGUGUUGGUGCUCGUACCGUGCAAGUGAUAACAGACCGCAGAGUGUGAAAACUCACACAAUCGAAAGAGGAGAAAAGGACAUCAGCCCCGAAUCAGGUUCCGUGCUGUCUGUGUUUGUGUUUACCUUCCUCGCUUUCACUGGCGGGACUUUCUUUUGCUGCUGCUGAUCGGACCAGGAAGUAUGCGAAGUGCCACUCGUCGCUUUUAGUGAAAGUGUUUUUUUCCCAGCGGUGUCGAAAGAAAAAAUCGCCCUUAACCUCGGAUUAAUCCAGAACCAGUGAACGUUACAUUCACACUCACAUCCGACAAUGGAUAGCUCUCCGGAUCUGUCGCUGAAACUGCGCCGCGGUUCCAGCGAUUCGCGUGAUUCGUUUUAUAUGGAUUUUGCACAAGGCAUCGACUCGGACAUCGAGGAUGUGGUAACUUGUGCAUCCGCUGGGGCGGGUUCUUUACCUCCCAGUGGUUCACAGACGGUGACCACUCCGAGCACACUGGCACCGAUUACCGUAAGCAGUACGGCCAGCAUCCCAGACGUGACUGUCCUCUCAGCCUGCGGAACUAGUCACUCGGGAGGAACGGGAAUCAUUCCGGAGGAUCCGGAAGAUUUGGAUGAUGAUCUGGAGGAACUGGAACCGGUGCCACCACCAAUGCCGGAUCUGGCCGAUCAUUCGUCGGUGGUUGCCGGACUAGCACUGCCUCUGCCUCCCCUACCCAGUUUGGACAUAGACGACAGAGACAUGGAACUUCCAGUGCAACCCAUCAUGCCGUCUCCAUCGGUGCCCCAGAACGCGAUCGUUUCGCCGGAAACCUUCAGCAAUCAGUCAUCGCCGGCGCAAUCCUCGCAGCAUCUGGCGGCGACGGCCAGCUCGACACCGAACGCGGCCCAGCAGCUGGAGGUUGCCGAAUUCGUCGCUUCGCAGUUGCCGCUUGAUUUCCCCCCGCCCACGGACGAGUCCCGUGUCGGUUCUUCGGUGGACACCGCGAGUAAAACGCACCAUGAAACUUCGUCCACUUCGUCUGCCUUCCAGCGCAUCCAGACGCCGACGUUCAGCGUCAAGACUAAUCCGGUCGUCGUCCUCCCCGGGACGUCCCCGCUGGGCAGUUCAGUCGCACUGCAGUCGCCAUCGGGUCGGACCCUUCAUCAGCAAAGUCCUUCGGGUGUGACGGCGACAACCACCACCACCCAGCACCUGGCCGUGCUCUACCACUCACACCAUCAUCACCUGCACCCGAUCCUAAACACUAACCGACGGCCGUCGCGACUGCCGGAACCGGUCUAUUACCAGCAGCCACGGGAGGUUAAACCGGGUGAAGCGUUGGCUACCACUCUGUCCGCACUCUACGGGAAGCUGCUGGUGGUGAUGGGAAUCGCUUUUCCGAUGGCCGAAGUUAUCUCCACUUACAUUCCGCCUUCGUUCUAUGAGGGCUUCUAUCUGUACCUCUACAUAGGCAGCAUGAUAUUUCUGUUUUUUAUGUACACAACUCUGAUGUGGGGAAGGCCAAAAACCCCGAUAGUUUCACCUGUCAAAUCUAAACCGGGCAAAAAAAUUGCCCGCCGAAGCAGCACUUCCACCGACAGUGGCGAACGAUCGGAUAGCGAGGCGGACACCGCCAGCUCCGAGCCGAAGGUGAUGAUCCCGAUGCGGCGGAUGUCUCUGGCAUCGGCAAUUUCCGCCUCCCGUAUUCAACACUUCGGCAGUUUCUAUCUGCGGAUGGGUGCCGUUGCCUUCGGCAUUGGUAGUAUGAUCUACUCGGGACUGGAAUUCGGUCAGUACUUCGAACUGGAGCGGGACACCAAGUGCCACAACGUACUGCUGGCUCUGACCCCCGCAACCCGGAUGGCGUUCAUCUUCAUACAGAUGUAUUUCAUUUUUCUGAAUAACGAGCAAAUCAAAGUCUAUCGCCACAAGAUCCUGGCCCGAUUCGGGCUGAUGCACAUGAUCGGCACAAACCUUUCGGUUUGGUUUUCGGUACUGAUUCAGGAGACGAAGCACGAAAUUUUGACCUUCUACAAUCCGGAGAAUCGCACUUUGCGAAUAUCGCAUCGACUAGGUAACAAGCUGAUACCGCAUCCGGUGGAGACGGUCGCACAUUUCCGAGUCGCUCGAGGACUGAAAGGGCCGCAUAAUAUCUUCGAGUGUCGCCGGUCCAACAUUAUCGGAACGUUGGUUCAGGAUGCGUCCCCCUUUCUGUUCCCGUGCACGAUCGAAUACUCGCUGAUCUGUGCCGCCAUUUUGUACGUAAUGUGGCGCAGCAUCAGUCGACCACAGAUGGACCCGAUUCAACGCCAGGAGAGUCUGCAGCCAAUGAAACGUUCGCCCCAUCACUACUCGGUGGAUUGCGCCGGUGCUCACAAAGGCCUGUUCAUCGGCAUCCUGAUUCUAGUGCUGACAAUCAUCUCGCUGAUACUAUUUUUCGUGCUGAUCUCAAGGCCAGAGUUCGUGAGCCUGGCCGUAACCGAAGUGAACAUCUGCGAAUUGACGCUGUACGGGACGACGACUGCCGCGACCCUGAUCGGGAUGUUUCAGGUGAGACACAUGCAGUACGACGCAUUCCGCAGCUUCAGUCUAGAUGAUAUCCUACUGGUUGGAGGCCAAACCGGAUCAUUUCUGUACAGCACCUUCACCGUCAUCGGUGGCCAGUUCAUGAUGCGACGGGACACGGUCCUGGUGCUGAUUACUGCCCUCGCUUCACUAGUCGAAACCGCCUGCCAGACGAUGUUCAUUCUCGAUGCGAGUCGACGGUCGGCCGCCACGCAGGAGCACAUUCGGAAAAAGCCCGGCCGGGAAAUCGUUACUUUCCUGCUAGUUAGCAACCUGGCCAUGUGGGCCAUCAACACACUGGAGAAGUCCCGGGCGGAAUCGCAUCCGAUACAGCUGCACUUCUACGGCCUCUGGGCAUGGACCAUCAUAACGCACGUCUCCAUGCCGUUGGCCAUCUUCUAUCGCUUCCACAGUACCGUGUGCUUGUGCGAAAUUUGGAAACGGGCGUACAAAAUGAAGCCGGCUUACAUGUAAUUCGAUCUCGGUCCGCCCUAGAUCUUAAGGCUAAAACCCAUAUCGAUGUGAUUAGGAGAAGGGCUGCAGGGCACCCGCCGAAGGAGAAACCACAUUUUCCUUUCGUUUGUUGAAACCCGUUUUCUUCUGAAGUACCGCUCAACUAUCGCUUAAACAGACUGUCUCUUUCUCACUAUUCCUAAUCUUCCUCUAUACUCGUAUUACUAGCUGUACUCUCGUUCCAUGACUGUGAGCUGGAUCUAUUAAUGUUUAUCCUGUGUAGCAGGUGGAACCCAGGAAUCACCCUAUAGACGAUGUUAAAUGAUGUAAUCAAAAGAAAAAAAAACUGAUAAAUACUCCAAACACACAGAAACUGUCGACUAACGUUAGUAAUAAUAAACUCAUUGAAAAAUUGUACCUUCAAAUUGCGAGAAGAAAAACAAACCGGCAAAUAUAUGCUCAUAAGAAAAUGAUAGAACUUUCACGAUAAAAGUAAUUAUACAAAAACAUAAAUCAAAACUAUUCAUACUGUCCAUUCCAUUCUGGAGGAGUGCUAAAAAAACAGCAAACGAAACCAGCCGAACAAGUUCUCAACAUAAAUUUUAACAAUAGCCCACCGUUCGCUUCGUAAUAUGAGUAGUAAGCAGCAGUAGUCAGUAACAAAAACAAAACAGAACCAACCAAUUUAGACGUCGUUUUUUAACUCGCACAAUCAAACGCGUCCUAACGCAAAUUUUUUAUCGAAACCGUUUUUAUGUACCUCAUACACAAAGCAAACGACAACAACAGCAAAAAACACACGAAAAUAUUAACUAGAAGUUUUAGAGAAGAAAUAAUUGUUCAAUUCAAUACCAUAAAAAAAAACAAAGGCCACACACGGCGAACGGAACUAAAAGAAGAAAACGGUGAUGCUGAUUCACUGCUUUGAUUUGCGAUUCGAGAUGUGAGACGACAUGGUGUGGUUAUUAACUCGCCUCGAUUGUAAUAUGUUUUUAUAAGUUGUGGCUAAGUUAAACUAUUUUGAAUAAGGUUUCAGGGGAUGAAUUAUGAGAGAAAUCGAAACAAAAAUGAAGUGAGUCGAACAAUACUGGUGAAAAACAGUCAACAUCUCUACACGUCAUUGAUUACUAUGUUUUUGCUGAGUUGCAGACAGUCGCAACAAAUAUCUUGUGCUGGAUAUUUUUACGAUGCCAAUGAAUGGCUUUUUCAUAGCUGUUUUUUUUUUUAUAGAAUAUUCAAGCUGUCUGCAAUGAGCAACACAUAAAUUAGUUGAAAAUAGACCACCGCACGGUGACGUCACGCAUCUGAGUUUGACAGAUACUGGUAACUUUGUUUACCGUCAGGCGAUAUAGUUUAGUUCUCUUUUAGCAAACAGGUAGCGCUUAGAGAGAGACGUGUUAGUUGGUGUCAGUUUCAGAGAAACUUAUUUAGGUUGGAGAACAUUUAAACUUACUUGUUUUCAUGAUUUGAGGAUUUAAAUCUGCUGGGUGGAUUGAUGGUGCGCCGCGAGCGUCUAGCAGCAACAGACUUUGGGUCACUUGGGUCUACUGCGUAACUCGGACGAACAGAUGCUGGAGAUUGGCGACCGUUCAGAGUAUCCCCACCCCAUUUCUUGAGAUGUGCCAGGAACGUCGUAUUGUCUUUCGGGAUAAUUUGAUUGUAUGGUCACGUUCGAUCCGUUCCUAUCUAACACUGUGAAUUUUUCCUUAAGGAAAUUGACAGAUAGCUUGCUCGAAGGGAGCUUUUUAGCUUCUAGGCCAAAUCCUGUUCCCUGAAAUCGAAGCAUGGUGGUUCGGUUUCCAAAUUUUCAAUUUGAGGCAGUUUCGAGCGUAGUUUUCUUCCCUGUAGUAAAGUGCAAAGGGCUUUCCCGAUAAUAGCUUGGGAGUGUUGUUGUAUAACUCUAAACAUUAUUGAGCUCUGCCUUCUAAUCUUCGUGAACAGUCCUAGAAAAUCUAUUGCGAUAUUAAUCCAAGGUUUUUCCGGAAGCGCCUGACGCAUCUUGGGUUCGGAACGGGCCGAAGAUUGCACAAGUUGGCAUCCCUGGCUCCUUUCACAGACUUUAACAACAUCCUGGUUUAUGCCGGGCCACCAACAGCGCUCACGACCUCUUCAUUAUCGAUUGCUCAGAAUGUCCCUCAUGUGUCAAUUCACUCAUCCUAUGCCGCAAUGACGCCGGAAUUACCAGUUUUCAGUUCAGUUCGUUUACCUAAGUCGAUUCUUUCGUUCAAUGUCUUAACAUCCUGCAAUUUCAUCUAUUCCUAUGUUGUAUCAUCAAUGAGAUUAUGUGUGGAACCAGAAAGGAUCAGCAAAGCGAUAUGGACAUCGCAAAUUAUUUUUUUUUAUUUAUCUGGCAUUCCAUCGUAAUGACAUGGCCUGAUUAACAAAGUUUCUCAAAUUCUCACGAUUAUUGGCUGCCGCUUUCCAAUCGCUGGGGAGUACACGAUCUCCCCGCCAGAUCUCACUCCACCUGGUGUACCCAUCUUUCCCGCUGCACCCUGGUUGUCUUCUUCCUACCAGAUUCGAGGCAAACACCAUCUUCGCAGGGUAAUUGUCCGGCAUUCUUGCAACAUGCCCAACCCAGCAUAUCCGUCCAGCUUUAGCUACCUUUUGAAUACUGGGUUCGCCAUAGAGUUGCGCGAGCUAAUGGUUCAUCAUUCGCGUCCAUAUUCGGUUUUCCGGCACACCACCAAAGAUCGUCCUCAGUACCCGUCGUUCGAAAACUUCGAGCACUCGCAGGUCCUCCUCGAGCAUUGUCCACGUUUCAUGGCAGUAGAGAACAACUGGUUCUAUGAGCGUUUUGUACAGGUUACACUUCGUACGGGGGCCUAGUCUGUUCGACCGCAAUUGCUUGUGGAGCCCUUAGUAGGCACGAAUUCCGCUGAUAAUACACCUCCGGAUCUCACAGCUGAUAUUAUUGUCAUCAGUUACCAGUGUGCCAAGAUAGACAAAUUCGUCGACUACCUCAAACUCAUUGCCGUCGAUCGUAAUGUAACUGCCUAGGCAUUGUCGGUCGGCGAGAUUUAAAUGGACCCCACAAUCAACUCGAAACUCGCACACAGCACCGCGUCCAAUCCACCGUAGCCUUUAACAGUUUAAUCAGCUUCCCAGGAAAGCUGUUUUCGUUCAUGACCUUCCAUAGCACAUUUCGGUCGAUGUUGUCAUUUGGCAGCUUUGAAGUCGAUGAAUAGGUGGUGCGUGGGGGUUCUGUAUUUACGGCAUUUCUGGUGGAUUUGCCGUAUGGUAAAGAUUUGGUCCAUCGUAAAAAUUGCGUUUUCCAUCCCCGCCCAAAACACAAACUCACGAGCUCUUCUGAUCAACGCUAUAAUUUCGCAAUGUCCCUCGUGAAUCUCUUUCAGAACCGUCAGUCGUUCAGCCUCGGACACAACAUGUUUUCCACCCUUAAAGAUUAAACCAUCUAAUUCUGACAACUUUCACAAACCUAAAAAUAAUUACGAACAUUUUUCCUAACAAAUUUAUCACUGCUGGGCCAGCCACUGAAGAUAAUUCCUGCCGGGUAUUAUCCCGCACUGUAGUCCGCUUUCAGCGUACCUCGGUUGAAGGCUCCAACAUGAAACGGCAUAAACUUCUUGCUGGUCCGAUAAUUCGUCUUCGACUGCAGGGCUUUUAGCCUGACAGAUACAGUUCAAGGCGUCAGCAACGGGAAUAUCCUUUCCUCUGCAAUACAUAUUCACCCAUGGAAUUGGCCCAACAAACAAUUUUAUUGUGCAACAGCUUAUGGGGCUUUAGUUCAGCCGAAAUCCGCCGAAUAGCAGUUUAACAAGCCAGAAAUCAACCAAAUUGUUUGUUGGGGGGUUUAACGUCGUACAAAAUCAGUAACAAGUAAGAAGGGCUUAUGAUCCGUUAAGAUUGUCGGCGUUGCUCCCCAGAUGUGGUUAUGGAACUUGUAGCCGAACCUUAUUGCUCUCGCUUAUUUUUCAAUUUGUGGAUAGUUUUGCUCGGCUGCCGACAAGCUUUUUGUUGCAUAUGCCACUGGGAGGUUAUUCUGUAGCAGAACAUCUCCGUAUGCUCGUCCUUGUGGCUAGGUUAGUUGGGACAAAUCGAUUGCAAAUUUCUUUUUUUUCUGAAUUUAGUUUCAUACCGUUGACGUCCAAUCUAUGAAUGACCUCUUUUUUGAUAUUCUGGAGCGUUUCAUUGUCCUUCGCAUGGAUAAGUAUGUCGUCCAUGGAUAUUUUGACGCCCACAAGAUUUCCGAGUUAUUCUGUUAUAAACCCUCUAUGCAGUCUUACUCAGUUGCUUUCCUGGUGAAACAUUUCUCCGGAUUUCAAUUGCGUCACAAUGUUACGCCAACGAACUCGGUUCAUGGCAGCUUACCUCCAGUUUUUUUGAGCGUCCUACACUUCCAAGAUCUUGCUCCCUCGGUACAAUCACUCAGUUCGCUGAGCGCCUCUACAUCUUGUAUCGGCCGGAUUCGAGACGAACGCUGUUUUCGCGCGAUUGUUAUCCGGCAUUCUCAAAACAUGGCUCGCCCAAUGUACCCUGUGAGCUUUGGCUGGAUACUGGGCUCACCGUAGAGUUGCACCAGCUCGUGGUUCAUUCCCGAGAAUGGUCCUAAGCACACGACGUUCGAAAGCGGCUAGUACUCUCAAGUCCUCCUCGAGCAUUGUCUUGUACAUUGUGCACCGGUUACGGGGGCGAAGAUUGCUAGACCUCAACGUCUUGUGGAGUUUGUAAUGGGCACGACUUCCAGCUACAAUACGUCUGCGGAUUUUCUAGCUGCAGUUGUUGUCUGAGGUUACUAAUGAUCCGAAGUACACAAAUUCGUCAUUCACCUCGAACUCAUCUCCGUCGAUCAAUACGCUACUGGCUAUGCAAACCCUAUCGCAAUCGAUUCCUCCUGCUAACAGAACUUGGUCUUUGACGUAUUCACCUUCAAUCUAACCUUUUCUGCUUCUCGUUUUUGCUUGAUUCAGCAACCGUCUGAAACGUCCUUCCGACAAAAUACACGUUGUCAGCGAAGCAGAUGAGCUGGCUGGAUUUAUUGUAGAUCGUGCCCCGCAUGUUAAAGGCCGCACAUUCCGCAAUGUUGAACAGGUCGUCUUGUCGAAGUCCUUUGUGUGUUUCAAACGGGCUUGAUAACGCACCGGAAAUCUAUAUACAGCAUUGUACACCAUCCAUCGUGGCCCUAAUAGUUCUUGAUAGUUUCACAGGGAAGCCAUUUCCGUUUAUAACUUUCGAUAGCUUUACACGGUCGAUAGUAUCGUAGACUACUUAAAAAUCUAUAAAUACGGUGUGAGUGGGGACUUCGUAUUCGUGACACUUUUGGAGGAUUUGCACCAGCCUAAAGAUUUGGUCUGUUGUCGAUCGCUCAUCCACAAAGCCGAGUUGAUAACUUCCCACAAACAUUCGUGCUAGCGGCGAAAGACGGCGAACUGAGAUUAGCAUUUCGUGGGCUGCGCUGAAAAACGUGAUCACUCGGUAGUUCUCACAUUCCAACUUGUCACCCUUUUUGUGUGUUGGGCAUAUUACUACCUCCUUUCACUCCUCCGAUAUCUGUUCUGUUUUCUAGAUCCUGGCUAUCAGCUGAUACAGACAGAAAGUCAACCUAUUCGGGCCCAGCUUGAUAACCUUCGCUGUGACGUCAUCCUUUCUAACUGAUUUGUUGUUCUUGAGCUGCUUGAUAGCAUCUUUAACUUCACUAAUCGUGGAGGUACGUGGAAGUCUCCCUCAUCCGACGUGCUGACGAAACUGUUCCUUCUGCCGUUUUGGUCCUCUGCCUCGGUGCUAUUCGGAUGUUUAUUGUAGUACUGCUUCCACUUGUCGAUCUCCUCAUAUUCAUCCGUCAAGGUUCCUCCAUCUUUAUGCUGCUGCUCCGUCUCCUCACACUACAGCGCUUCCAGGCGGCCCUUUUUGUCUCGCUAAAAACGAGUCUGCUGUCUUCGUUUCUGUUUGUAGCGACUGACGUUAUGACGGGUCCUUUAUUGCAGCAUGAAUUCCCCUCUCGUAUAGAAUCGUUUGACACUCCUCGUCGAACCUGUCGUCACAUCGAUUCCUCUCGAAGAAUCCAGCAGCACUUUACACUGUGUUGUUAAAAGCUGCUUUCACUGUACUGCUUAUAAUCGCAUAUCAGUCCCAUCUGGAAAAUCAUCGAGUUGAGAAAACAGCGCUAGAAGAUAUUUCUUGUUUUGGGUAUUUCACCUAUUUAGGGUGGGUUAUUCUUAUUUUUUCGACAUAAUGUAAUGAAAUAGACUUUAAUCAUAACUUCUUCAUUGAAGAAUUGCUUUUUCCGUGAAAAAUACAAUGAAAAUUAAGGAAGAGACUGGUAUGCGAUUAUUUAGGCCAUCGAGUAGCAAAAUAAUCGCAUACCAGUCUCACUUUCAACCGCUCGGUGUAGGAGUAGUCAUAUUUUUCUCAAGUAUUUUGAGAAUGGGCAAACGUUUAUGGCCGCAGACAGCUUCCCAAUAAGCUGCAUGGAGAAUGGCGGAGACGUCCAUCCUCUACUUACCCCGGCUUUAAGAUCGUCGUUGAAAAAAGCAAAAUAUAAGGUUGAAGUCUUGGAUAAGCUACUGAACAAUUUCCUUUCUUACGUCUUCAGUGUUUCGCAAUACGUACUGAAUUUAAUUAUUCCGAAUUAGACCGUGCAUUUAGCAUAUUGGAAAAGUGGCAUUGGGAAACGGAAGUUUCCAAUUUCAUUACAACAGUGACUUGACGGAAGACGACGGCGAUGAAAAGAGGUACAAACUGUUUUAAGCUAAGCAACUGAAAACGAUUUCUUCUGAGUUUUGACAAUUUCAACUUGAACGAUCAUUUGAAGUGGGCAGCUCAUCCACAGGAAAUAAACUCCUUACAGAAAGCAGAAUUGCUCAAGGCUAUCAUUCUUCUGAUUGAAGAAACCAAUAACCUUUCGGGAACAAAGUUUAAGAAAAAGUUGCAGUUUCAGUGUCUAUUUAAAGUUACCUUUUGUGUGAAAUUUAUUUGAAACAACCUUGCAUUAAGCAAUUAUUUGAUGAUUUUUUAAAAGCAAGAAGCUUGAAGAACAGUACCAAAUUUUUUGUUAUAUGGAUUGAAGAAAAAAAUAUGGCCAUACUCAGGCAAAACAUUUGGUGGGACUGAUAUGCGGUUAUUUUUAAGAUGGGACAAUUUGACCUCAUAUUUUUUACUGACUUUUUCCAAAUAAAACAUAUUUUUUUGUUUCCUUAAUCGAUAGUAAAGUAAGAAAUAGAUGGAUUCUGAUACUUAACUCGAAAACGAUAAAAAUCCAUAUGGGGCUGGUAUGCGAUUAUAGGCAGUGUACUCCAGCAGAUCUCAACAGGGACUUCGGUAAGCUCUCUCUUAUACACCAAUGCUGCCUCAAGGCUUUGCGCGUACUCAGUAGCGGCUUCGAGGAGCUUAAGUCGCUCCAGAUCAUAUAGUGGCGGUAGACGGUAGCGGAUGUUGUUGACAACCGAAAGUCUCUGGCGCAUUCUCACUAUCAGGACAUAGCGGUCAGAACCGAUUUUUGCGCCACGAUACGUUCGGACGUCCAUAAUACCCGAGAAGUGCUCUACAUCAAGCUAAACGUGAUCGAUAUAUAUUUCAGUCUGUUGUAGUGGUCUUCAGGUGUAUCGAUAGGGGAGACUAUCCUGGAAGUAGGUACUACGUAUGGCCAUGUUUUUGGAAACGGCAAAGUCAAUCAAUCGAAAGCCGUUUUCGUUCGUGAGCCGGUGUGCGCUGAACUUUCCAAUAACCGUUUUGAAUCCCUCCUUCUGGCCAACCUGAGCUUUGAGAUCUCCGAUAGCGAUUUAGACGUCAUGUUUUGGACAGCUGUCGUAGCGCAGUCAACGAUUUUUCCUUCGCCAUCACUUUCGGCUUAUUGAAAGUCAAUCUUAUUGGCCUCGGUACUCUCCUUGCUGCGUUACAGGUUUUCCAGAAAGCUUCGGCCACACCACCUACAGUCGAUCAUUUUUUCUUUCGGAACCCUAUGACUUUUAAUGGCAUUCACUUCACUGCUGGAAACACUGGCAUUUUCAGCGAUAAGUUUAUUCUGCUGAAUAGCUUCCUUAUUAACCUUGUGAAUGCUAACGGACUAAUCAAGGGUGAUUAUAUUGUCCUCAAAAAGGUUGGCUCGUAGCAUCUCCGAUUGAACAACACUGAUCAACCUGUCCUAAUCAGGAUUUGUCAACUCCUGGCCGUUUUCUUUUCUUUUUUUUUUUUGCUUGGGAUUUGAGUCGAAUCAUAGAACCUCCAACGAAGUUUUCUUCCUCUUGAACAAGCGCGUCGAAAUAACCAGCAAAUUUUUUCGCUACUGUCUUCAGCACCUGGGCUUCGGCGGAUGUCAAAUUGAAGCUUUCGUAGAUGCCUGCUGGACUGACUCUUUUCCGACAGCUUCUAAAGCUCCACGCUAUUGGCGUACCAAUAGAACAUUUGCAUAACUUUCAUUGUGAAUUCUCGUCGCCUCCCAGCUCAAACGGUCUUUCGUAGUAUACUGAGACUCGCCUCCACAGUGGUCAUUUUCAGGCGAAAUCAGUCACUUAUGACACCAGGUCAGUUCGGAAUUAGAGAUAAAUAAACCAAAACGUUGCGAUUGGUUUGACGGACUCAAAGAAAGUGAAGCCUUUAUUCGUGAAACACCAUUGAUACCAAAAUUCAUUAAAGGAUGGAUAUUACCCAACUUCGUCACAGCUACUACAAACGUUAACAAAUCCAGUGAGAGUGUUAUUUUUAUAUUUAUUUUUCCACACUAGAAAUGGAAUAAUUUUCUUUCAUCGAUAUAUUGGUGCUUAUUACGGGAAUCACUUCACGGUGAAAUAUAUUUCACUCUCACGCUCACUUCACUUUUUUAGACCUAUUCCCGAUUCCACCUCAAGUGAGGUGGCAAAAAUCACUUUCGUGAAGUGAAAUUGAGAAUAGGACAAGUGAAAUGAGAUUGUUUCCCAGCUCAAAAAUCUCUAAGUCCCAGAAAGUCGUUUUUUCCGUUUUUUUAGAUAACACCAUAUCUUGACGUGUUCUGCAUUUCUAAGACAUUCGGCAUCAAAAAAAAUGUUUUUUUCGGUAUCGAAAAUUUCCUGAACUAGUUUGAAUUUUUUUCAUCGGGCAAAAAAAUGAAAAUUUUACCGCUUUACGGCACGGAUUAAAUUCUGAUUCGUUUCGUUACUGAAGAAUAAAUCCAAUAUUUACCAUUAGAUCACAUAUCAAUCAACUUUAAAACUUAUGGCAUCUUCGUGGAAUCAUUCCACCGUUCAAAAUGGUCGUGAAAUAAUUCCACGCGAAACGUCGCUUUUUCCGUUCUCACUUCACUGAUAUGACACUCAUAAUAACCCAGAUUCCGCAGCAGAUGUCACUUUGCGACGGUUUUCCUCACUUACGUGAGUCCCGUAAUAGGGUUUUGUUCACUUCACUCUGAUUUCACCGUGAAGUGACUCCCGUAAUAAGCACCAUUUACAUUUAGAAAUUUUUUUUUCCGGUAUUGAAAGCCUACUCCUAUAUUGUUUUUCAUUUUUGUUCGGGUCUUUUCAACACACUUAGAAUUUACCACCAAAUCUCGGUAAUUCAUUGCUGAAAACGGCCCUACUGAGUGCUCAGUUUAAAAAAAUGGCAGCUGACUUAUUUAUUCGUGAAUCCUGAUCAGUAUUUUUUACUGAAUUCUAGGUAAAUUAAGGUUAAACCGUCAUUGAUCGGUACGCUGCAUUACAAACCUCGAAAUAAAAUUUUAAGUGUAAAUAUGUUUACAAAUUUUGAGCCUAAUUUGAACCCAUUCCAAGAUUUAUCUGGCUUUGGUUUUUGCAAAUUCACGGCCAAAUAUGGAAUCAUAUUCUUGUUCCAUUCUGUGUUUUGCAAACAUUUUAAUCAGUAAACCUUAUCUGGAAUCAAUUUAAUAUAAGAUAAAACUAGACGAAGGCUUUUUCCAUACAAUUUUGAGGUUAGCUUUCUUUCUACAUAACGAUUUUGAGCGUAAAAAUCUUAGCUUUCACCUAUUAAAUAGCGUUCACAUGGCUACUUUAUGCAUGCCUCUGCGGUGCAAAUAAGCGAUCAGAGUUUCACGCACGUAGGUAGUUUUAAUGAUUUUCGAAAAAAAAUCGGGCGAAAUUACAGCACGAAGUUCGGUCAAUUUUUAAGCGUAGUUUUCGAUAAUUUUUUACCAUGUUAAGCCUAACUCCGGCUCAUUUAGUAUCAGUUAAUUUAGGAUCGAAUGCGAUAUUGUUUUAAAUUCCGAUUUUUCUUGUCUUCAAAAGCUUUUUGAUCUAUUCUAUUAGUGAUGACUCCAAUCCUCAUGUCCAACUUCCAACUUCUUCCAGCCUUUGGAAGCCUGCCCAUCAAACAAUUUUGUUGGUUUACAGCUUAUUAAGUUAUUCUUAAGCGGAUUUCGACUUAACUAUAGCAUAAGAAGCCAUUAUUUCGGGAUCAUUUUCAGUUUUAUGAUCUAUCUUAAUCUAUCAUAUUCGCUAUUCUUUAUCUUGUUUGUUUUUAUUUUUAGGCCUACAAAAACGUUCUGUAGUAAGCCCAGCAACCUAUUUUUAAAGUGAGCUGCUUCUUUCUAUUCUCCGGACUGAACAAUUGUUUUGCUCAAUUCGGAAAAUAAAAAGCUACGUAAUAAAAAGCUCACCUUUGGAAAACUUUGGAUGCACAAGAGUAAUUCCAUAAAAAGAGAAAAAUAAGAUAAAGAGUUUAGUCGAUUAAAAUGGUAGCCCGUUUUUUAUGAAAUUGUAGAUAAUUUAAACUGACGUUUCUUAUAGAAAGCUAAUUAUUUUGCAUUACUUUUCUGUUGUAUUUAUUGACUUUGAGUUAAAUUUAGAAUUGAGUUAUAUCUUUUAGUUUGGGAUUAAAUACAAAAAAAUGUAAUACUAGUUUACUGAGCAUCAGAAGCGAUUAAAAACCUUUAAUCUUAAGCCUUGUAAUUACUUCAUAACGUUUCAAAAACGUUUAGCAGCGUGUCGAGGACCACAAGUGUCAUUUUCAUCACCACGGAAGCCAAUCAAUCAGAAAAGCAUCAUCAUAUAUCAAAAAAGAACACAGUUUUUACCAAUCUUAUACGAUCGUUUUAAAAUCUACUAAAAUAAAAACCAUCCAUUAUAAUCAGAAAACUAGUUAAAAAAUAUAGCAGAACGGAUGCGUCGUACAAACUAUCGUGCAAUAAUCGUCCACCAGGAAAUAAUCAAAAGUGUUCAAUGGCGGCGGUGGCCAUAAUCCAGAGAAUAACAAAUUAAAAUCCAUGUUCACCAGAUUUCAGCAAAACUCAGCUUGUAAUUGUAACGAAGCUCAAGGUUUCAAAAGCAAAAAAAAAUAGACAAAAAAGGUUUUAUGUUCCCAGACUGGAAAGAAGACGCGCGCGCCGCCAUCUGCGAUUGGCGACCAUCUGACAGUGGGACAGCUCCGCAGUCUCCUAGCGACCGACGGGAUUUGUUUGAGGAAUGCGACCGGCAAGAGGCCGUAAAUGUACACCCACAUGUGUUCGUACCGAAACCUAUCGGAACGGCCUUGCGUUUCGGGAUGCUGUUGCAAAUUGCUAGAUUUUUGUGUUUACACAAACUGCCAGUCAAAUUAUGUGGCGCUUGCUGCCGCCGUCAAUGUUUCUCUGUUUCAAGAUGCUGCAAAAGUAGGUGAACAUUUUUCAACUCGAAAAAAUAAUCUCUCCAGCGGAUCAAAAGUGAUCUGCAGUUUGCCGAGAGCAGUUUUACUAUUUAAUUGUUUAGUUUAUCCGAAAUCCAAACAAAUCGGCAUCCAGAGUGGCAUCCACCGAGAGCCGGAAAUUGCGUUCAAUCUGCGCUCUUCUAUGGGCGGGGUAGCGUAGCUCAAUAAUGGUUGUUCUAUUUACAUUGCUUAUUCAUCGAAGUGGCAUUCGAUGCUUCCGUAUGUUAGACAUUUCACUGCAAGUGCUGACCUAUGCCAUGCUUCAAACAGUAAUCAUACUGUGGGUUGUUGAAAUAAAAUAAAAAAUAAAAAAACGUGGCCAUUCCGAGAAUAAUAUUCAGAAAAUGUCACCAGAGCAAGUGUGGGUGUCUUACUAACCACAAAAUAAAUUCCGCGAAAGCAGCACGCAUUGUUGAGAUCAUCAUCAAUUUACUCAUCCGACUAACAGAGAAAACAUAAACAUAUACGAAAACUAGCGGAUAAUCUAGAGGCGCCGCCGCGACAUAAAUCGCUACGCAAAUUGACAGCCGCCGCUGCGUUAGCAGCGAACCGAACGAGAGGCUAGACGACACGAUGACAUUCGGCGACAUCGAUUCAAUCCGCCACCGAUCCGACAACAAUGACAAACUGUGGGAACACGACUUUAGAGACAGUUUUUGUUUCGAUCAAUCUCUAAAAAAUCACGAGCGUAAAAUUUAUAUAAACCGCGUAAAGGCUCACAAUUAUACCAAGUAAACGAAUUGAACAUUUUUAUUACCAAUAUACAAAACACACUUAUAAAUAAAAGAUGACCUUGUCAAAGUGUGCCCAAAAAGCGAAUAAAAAAUUUUCGUUUCUAACAUUAAGCAAAGGGCUUAAACAGCUUUUAUACAGCAGGCUUAUUUAGUCUAUACCAAGAUACGAGUCAUUUGUUUAACCGCCUACUGUGCGGCUUUUCAGUAAGCCCCCUCCUCGCCCGUUCCUGUUCCGUUGCAAAUGAGUUACGAAUGAUGUUGAAUAAUAGGUUGUUAAUUUGAUUCAAGCAGAAAUGUACCGCGCCAAUCAGUGCCAAAAAAAAAAACUCGAGAAGUGAGCAUGUGCAAAAAAGAAAGCAGUGCGGUCAUUUGCGCGCGAAAUGUAGUGUUUGGAUUUAUGUACGCACGUAAAGUAAAAAAAAUACCGUUCUCGUUUAAGCGAAGUGUCGAUUGCUAAGUUAUAUUUCAAAUUUUUACUAGUACUAUAUAUAUAGAAAUGAGGACAAAUUUUAUUGUAAACGCAUUUUUCGAAGGUAUAUUAUGAAGAUAUUGGAGGUAAACGUAAUUAAACGCAUAUUUAUACAUCUCGAA
Messenger RNA from Wyeomyia smithii (pitcher-plant mosquito), 16549 nucleotides. RefSeq names its product proton channel OtopLc (gene OtopLc). The record is from RefSeq and is a predicted model, not a curated record. Gene Ontology annotation, biological process: proton transmembrane transport. Gene Ontology annotation, cellular component: membrane. The transcript is spliced from 8 exons. Gene Ontology annotation, molecular function: proton channel activity. Bases 972 to 3680 code for a protein of 902 amino acids. NCBI's taxonomy places the organism in Eukaryota, Metazoa, Arthropoda, Insecta, Diptera, Culicidae.